Messenger RNA from Sceloporus undulatus (fence lizard), 2328 nucleotides. RefSeq names its product acyl-CoA synthetase bubblegum family member 2 (gene ACSBG2). NCBI's taxonomy places the organism in Eukaryota, Metazoa, Chordata, Lepidosauria, Squamata, Phrynosomatidae. The coding region runs from base 16 to 2163 and encodes 715 amino acids. Gene Ontology annotation, molecular function: long-chain fatty acid-CoA ligase activity. The record is from RefSeq and is a predicted model, not a curated record. Gene Ontology annotation, cellular component: endoplasmic reticulum; membrane. The transcript has 14 exons.
GAGAAUCGGGGCAAGAUGGCAGCAGUGGUGGCGAUGGCGGAUUCCUCCAUGGAGAACCCGGUUCCACCUUCUCCUCCUCCUCCAGAACCAAACCAGAUUUCACUGGACGAGGUUUCAGUAACCACUUUGCCCAGCAUUGAAAACCAGCCGUCGGAGGCAGCUGAGACCAACAAGAAAUCCGCACCAGAGAUGUUUCGCUCCAACAAAGCUCCCCCUCCAGUGGGCCUGUGGACCACCAAACGCGAUGGCCAAGUCAAGCUGCGCAUGGACGAAAGCGGCAUUGGGUGCGAGCCCCCCCUGACGGUGCACAAGCUCUUCCUGAACGCCGUGAACCAAUAUGGGGACUACUUCGCGUUGGCUUACAAGAAACAAGGCCGGUGGAGCCGGCUGACCUUCCGGCAGUACUAUGAGGAGUGCCGCGUGGCUGCAAAAAGCUUCUUGAAGUUGGGCCUGGAGCGUUUCCACGGGGUUUGCAUCCUGGGAUUCAACUCCGUGGAGUGGUUUAUCUCGGACAUCGGAGCCAUUCUGGCCGGGGGCUUUGCUGUUGGUGUUUAUACCACCAACUCCCCGGAAGCCUGCCAGUAUGUUGCCGAAAACUGCGGUGCCAACAUCAUUGUGGUGGAGAACGACAAGCAGCUCCAGAAAAUCUUGGAGGUUGAAAGCAAACUGCCCCUCUUGAAAGCCAUCAUCCAAUACGGCGAAGAAAUCAAGGAGAAAAGACCAAAUCUCUAUUCAUGGAACGAGUUCAUGGCGCUGGGCAGCAGCAUCUCGGACGACUUGCUCGACAACAUCAUUGAGUCUCAGAGCCCCAACCAGUGCUGCACCCUCAUCUACACCUCAGGAACGACGGGGAAGCCCAAGGGGGUCAUGCUCAGCCACGACAACAUCACAUGGACGGCGAGGGCUGGAGGGCAGUUUGUUGGGGUUACCACAGCCACAGAGCAGCAGGAGGUGGUGGUCAGCUACCUUCCGCUCAGCCACAUCGCUGCCCAGAUGAUCGACAUUUGGCUGCCUAUCACAUUUGGCAUGCAAACAUGCUUUGCGCAACCGGAUGCACUAAAGGGCACCUUGGUAGAGACUCUCAAGGAAGCGAGGCCCACUGCCUUCCUGGGCGUCCCCCGUGUCUGGGAGAAGAUGCAGGAGCGAAUGAAGUCAGUCGGGGCUAAGUCCUCGGCCCUGAAGCGUCGGAUUGCCACCUGGGCCAAAGCUGUUGGGCUGGAGACCAACCUCAAGCGUAUGGGAGGCACCACGGACCUCCCGCUGAACUACCGCUUGGCGCGGACGCUGAUCUACAAGAAGGUGCGGAAAGCCCUGGGGCUGGACCGCUGCUUCAAGUGCUACACGGCGGCCGCCCCCAUCUCCAGGGACACCUUGGAGUACUUCCUCAGCCUUGACAUCCCCAUCUACGAACUCUAUGGCAUGAGCGAGAGCUCCGGGCCCCAUACCGUUUCCCAUCCGAAUUCGUUCAGGCUCACCAGUUGUGGGAAGGAGAUCACUGGCUGUAAGACGAUGCUUUUCAAACCAGACAAGGAGGGCAUCGGAGAGGUUUGCUUUGCCGGCCGCCACGUCUUCAUGGGCUACCUAAACAUGGAGGAAAAGACGAAGGAAGCCAUCGAUGACGACGGCUGGCUCCAUUCGGGAGACCUGGGAAAACACGACGUGGACGGCUUCCUCUACAUUACGGGGAGAAUCAAAGAGCUCAUCAUCACCGCGGGCGGAGAGAACAUCCCUCCGGUGCCGAUCGAGGAUGCGGUGAAGGAAGCCGUCCCCAUCCUCAGCAAUGUCAUGUUGGUGGGAGACAAAGCCAAAUUCCUGAGCAUGCUCAUGACACUCAAGAGCACUGUGAACUUGGAUUCGGGUGAGCCGGAGGACAACCUCACCCCUGAAGUGAUUGAGUUUUGCCGGAAGGUGGGCAGCCAUGCCACCAAGGUCUCCGAGAUCGUCCACACCAAAGACCCAGCCGUCUACACAGCCAUCCAGAAAGGGGUGAUGUCCGUCAACGAACAGGCCACCUCCAACGCCCAGAAGAUCCAGAAGUGGAUUCUGCUGGACAAGGAUUUCUCUAUCUCUGGGGGAGAGUUGGGUCCCACCAUGAAGCUGAAGAGACCGGUAGUAAUGCAGAUGUACAAGCAGCAGAUAGACCAGAUUUACAACGAGACAUGAAACGGCAAACCAGAUCCACACCAACCUCCAGCCUGUCUUUAUCAGAAGCCCCUGUUUUUCGCUCUCGAACCCUGGUUUUGCACGGAGCCUCUUCCAAAGAGAAACAUCGACUCUUCUUUUCCGGUGACAAACGAGGUUUCAAUAAAGGGCAGCUCCUUAAAGUUC